Messenger RNA from Knipowitschia caucasica, 3408 nucleotides. The record is from the annotation of a GenBank genome assembly. Lineage: Eukaryota; Metazoa; Chordata; Actinopteri; Gobiiformes; Gobiidae.
AUGCCCCCAUCAUCUGAGCGCUCCACAGGCCGGCCCGCCCGCGUCACAGCUGCAGAGAGACACUCCCCCAAACCUGUAGGAUGUAGUGGCGCACAGACACCGGCGCUUUGGAGGAGUUUGACGUGGCACUCUGCUUUCUCUGCGGGCGAUAGACACAAGAGGACUCUGCCCAGAUAUUACAGUGUCUCUUUUUGGCAUGAGGAAAGAGCCCAGGCCGGGAUGGGGGGAUACCAAGGAGGGUUCGGACCUCCAGGAGCAACGCAGCCUCUCUAUGGGCAUUAUGGGGGGCAAGCACAGCCAUUUAAUGCCCCACCAACGGCGGGUAUGAUGAAUGGGAUGCAUCCAGCUCCAGCCUCUGCUCAGUAUGGCCAAAUUGCACAGCAGAAUGGGGCUCAUCCUCACAGGUUUGCAGCUCCCCCAGCCUCCGCCGCUGGUUAUGGACAGCCUCCACAGUCAUCAUACAACAACAUGGCGCCUCAGCCCCCACCUGCAACACAACAGAUUACCAACCAGAUGAACGCUCUGAGCAUGGGAAACUAUGCACCAGGUCCUCAGAGUCCGGUCAACACAGGUGGCCAGCAGCACCUUCAGAGGCCUGCUCCAGUGAUGGGACAGCCUCAGAUGCACCCACAGUCCCCUCCCAUGUCUCCACAGAUGACCGCUCCUCCAAUGGCUAGCACCCCUAUGUCACCACCUCCUAUGGCAGGUGCUCCCCCUAUGGGUGGCCCUUCUAUGGAUGCUCCUCAUAUGGCUGGGCCUCCUAUGGGUGCUCCCUCUAUGGCUGGGCCUCCUAUGGGUGGUCCUCCUAUGGCUGGACCUCCGAUGGGUGCUCCCUCUAUGGGUGCUCCCUCUAUGGGUGCUCCUCCUAUGGGUGCUUCAACCAUGGGAGGCAUGGCUGGACCUUUUCCUGGAUCAGCUCCUGGAGUUGGAGGCUUCCAGCAGGCAGGUCUUGGCCCACAGGGAUAUCCUCAGCAACCAGGUCAGUUUGGUGGUCACAUGGCAGGACCUCAGCCCGGUAUGCCCGGUAUGCCUGGUGGUUUCCCAUCAGGACCAUCUCAACUUGCUGGACCACCACAAAAGAAACUGGAUCCAGACUCUAUCCCCAGCCCAACACAAGUGAUCGAGGAGGACCAGCAGAGACAAGUAGGAAAGCUCUACGUCACAGACGUCCGUGGACAAGUGCCACCUCUGGUCACAACACAGUUCACCGUACAGGACCAAGGCAACGCGAGCCCCAGAUUCAUGAGAUGCACCACUUACUGCCUGCCCACCACCGCUGACCUGGCCAAACAGAGCCAAGUCCCCCUGGCCACCAUCAUCAAACCAUUGGCUCGAUUACCAGCGAAUGAGGCUCCUCUCCACGUUGUGAACCACGGUGAGACUGGACCCGUUCGCUGUAACAGAUGCAAGGCUUACAUUUGUCCGUACAUGCAGUUCACGGAAGGAGGACGCCGCUUCCAGUGCGGCUUCUGCAACUGCAUCAACGAAGUGCCAAUGUUUUAUUUCCAACAUCUUGACCACAUGGGGCGAAGGGUGGACUUCAACCAGAGGCCUGAGCUGUGUCUAGGAUCUUAUGAGUUUGAAGUUACCCUCGACUAUUGCAAGAACAACAAACCUCCAAAUCCUCCAGCCUUCAUCUUUAUGAUCGACGUCUCCUACAACAACAUUAAGAGUGGGCUGGUCCAACUCAUUUGUAACGAGUUGAAGACGCUGCUGGAGAAUCUACCAAAAGAGGACGGCAGUGAGAGCUCAGUGAUAAAAGUGGGCUUUGUCACUUACAACAAGAUCCUUCAUUUCUACAACGUGAAGAGCGCCCUGGCCCAGCCGCAGAUGAUGGUGGUGUCCGACACGGCCGAGAUGUUUGUGCCGCUGCUCGACGGAUUCCUCGUCAACUACCAGGAGUCCAAGGCCGUUAUCUACAACCUUUUGGAUCAGAUCCCGGACAUGUUUGCCAACUCAAACGAGAGCGAGACGGUCUUUGCCCCCGUGAUCCAGGCCGGAGUGGAGGCGCUUAAGGCGGCAGAAUGCAGUGGAAAGCUCUUCAUCUUCCAGUCGGCCAUGCCCACCGCCGAGGCGCCCGGAAAACUGAAAAACAGAGAUGACAAAAAACUCAUUAACACCGACAAAGAAAAGACUCUCUUUCAGCCUCAGAAGGCCGUGUACGAGCAGCUGGCCAAAGAUUGCGUGGCGACCGGCUGCAGCGUGGACCUCUUCCUCUUCCCCAGUCAGUACGUGGACCUGGCAACCAUGGCCAGCAUCCCCUCCCACACCGGGGGCUCCGUCUACAAGUACAUCAACUUCCAGGUGGAGACAGACGGGGAGCACUUCCUGAGAGACCUGAGGAAAGACGUUCAGAAACCCAUCGGAUUCGACGCCGUGAUGAGAGUUCGCACCAGCACGGGCUUCAGAGCGACGGACUUCUUCGGGGCGGUUCACAUGAACAACACCACAGACGUGGAGAUGGCGUCCGUGGACUGCGAUAAAGCUGUUACUGUUGAGUUUAAACACGACGACUCUCUGGGCGAAGACGCAGGAGCACUCAUCCAGUGUGCCUUGCUCUACACGACUCUGAGCGGACAGAGAAGACUCCGCAUCCACAACCUCAGUCUCAGAUGCAGCUCACAGUUGCAAGACAUGUUCAAGAGCUGCGAGACGGAUUCCCUCGUCAACUUCUUUGCCAAAUCAGCGUAUCGAGCCGUUUUGAAGCAGCCCGUGAAGAGCGUGAGAGAGAUCCUCGUCAACCAAACGGCGCACAUGUUAGCGUGCUACAGGAAGAACUGCGCCAGUGCCAGUGUCGCGAGUCAGCUGAUCCUGCCCGACACCAUGAAGGUGUUCCCGGUCUACAUGAACAGUCUGAUGAAGUCUGCUCCUCUGGUGGCGAGCACAGAGCUGCCCACAGACGACAGGGCGCAGCAGCGGCUGUCCGUGGUGGCCAUGGGCGUGGAGGAGACUCAGCUGCUGCUUUACCCGCGCCUCGUUCCCCUGCACAACGUGGACCUCGGCAGCGAGGCUCUCCCCGCUCCCGUGCGCUGCUCCGAAGAGCGCCUCUCGGACUGCGGCCUGUUCCUGCUGGAGAACGGACACUCCAUGUUCCUGUGGCUCGGUCAGGGCUGCCCGGCCGAGCUCAUCCAGGGCCUCUUCAACCUGCCCUCCCUCGCCCACCUGCAGCCCAACACGUCGGAGCUGCCAGCCCUAGACAACCCACUGUCAAAGAAAAUUCGCUCCAUCAUCGACAAUCUGCUUGAGAAGAGGCCAAAUUCAAUGAAACUUCAAAUCGUGCGGCAGAAGGACAAGCCGGAGAUCCUAUUCCGUCAGUUCCUGGUGGAGGACAAGGCUCUCUACAGUGGGGCCUCCUACAUGGACUUCCUCUGCUUCGUGCACCGGGAGAUCAGACAGCUCCUCUCCUAA